UAUGCCGUUUUAUUUGUCUUAUUUUGCAGUUGUAGGUAGUUCGUUGAUGGUACUACCCGUGUUUUAUUUAAUUUAGUAUUACAAGUUCUUUUCAGACAAAAUGUAAAACUUUUCUAGAAGUUUAUUUUAAAAUUAUGUGCAAUGAUUUACUAAAAUUUUUGUAAGGAUAAUAAUAGGCUGUUACAUGGGUAUUGGAAAUCGGAUAUGGUUACGUUCUAGGCGGAUCUUCAAGAUGGAAGGCUGAUUUCUGCCAAAGCAAAAAAAGACUGCAUUUAGGCGUAAAAGCCAAAAUUAGACGAAUAUGGAUACGAAAAAAGUUAACGCCCAAUGCUAAAUCCUGUGAUAUUAAUCAGACAUUUCGCAGAACAUGUCUACCUUUAUUACUAAGCCUUCAGGAGGCUGGAUUCACUCUGAUAAAGUGAUAUCUAAACAAGGAGCCACAUAUGUUAUUAGAUACAUUGGUUGCUUAGAAGUGAAGGUUUCAAUGAAACAGUUAGAAUUUAAGAAUAGAUCAAAUGUAGCAAAAUUGUGUAUUAGUAAAGUUUGUGAGGCUGCUGGUUUAAAGACUGCUGAUAAGAAAAAAAAGGUUGAUAAAAAAGUGUUGCAGUGCAUAGCAGAUACUCCAAAAAUGGAUUAUGCUGGGACCAAUGUUGAUCUUACCAUAUCAAGUUCAAGUUUAAUACUAACAUCAUUGGAAACUGGCCAAGUUAUAGCUAGUCAUGAUAUGCCACGUAUUUCAUUUGCCUCAGGUGGUGAUACGGACACAUUGGACUUUGUAGCCUACAUAGCUAAAGACAUGAAUGAUUGGCGUGCUUGUUAUGUCUUGGAAUGUGGAGGUGAGCUUACAAAGGAUGUCAUCUCCACUAUAGGACAAGCGUUUGAAUUAAGAUACAAACAAUACAUGAAACCUGCUCAAAUUGCACUAGCCAUGGGCCAACCUGGAACUUCUACUGGAGGAGAUGCAGAUAAAGAUUAUUACAAUGAUCUUCCUGGCAAGGUUCCUCCUGAUGUGGGUCCACCACCAGUACCUCCAUUACCAGCUGUUGUGCCUCCUUUCACCACUUUGCCACCUGUACAAAGUCCUAACUUAAUUGAUUUAAGUGCCGAACCACUAAUGGCAAUAGAUACAAGGCAACAUGAGUAUGUCAACGAAUGUAUGGUCUUUUCCAGGGAUAGAGAUAUAUUUGAUAUGCAACCUUUCACACAAGCAAAAUUAACUUCAAAGAAAAUAGAUGAAGAAAAGGUUGCAGAAUUGAAGAAGGAAAUUUGGUUUCACGGCCAAAUAAGCAGGGCAGAAGCUGAAAGACUUCUACAGAGAGACGGCGAUUUUUUGGUUAGGGAAUCUCCCAACUCCGAGGGACAGUAUGUUCUUUCUGGGAUGCAAGAAAAUGCCAAAAAGCACCUUCUACUGAUUGACCCGGAAGGAGUGGUUAGAACGAAAGACAGGAUGUUUCAAAGUGUCAGUCAUCUUAUUAACUACCACUGUGAGAACUCUCUUCCAAUAAUAUCUGCUGAAAGUGCCCUUGUACUUCGAAAUCCGGUACCACGUGCCUACUAAGCUAAGUUACUUAGUUUUUAUCUCGAAUUUUACUUUAUUCUCAUUUACGCGAAUUUCAAGUGGGAGAGAAGGACUGUAUGGUCGGAAAAUAGAUGCAUUUUAGG
This is a messenger RNA of Agrilus planipennis (emerald ash borer), 1662 nucleotides long. Its product is annotated as SHC-transforming protein 4. The record is from RefSeq and is a predicted model, not a curated record. Gene Ontology annotation, molecular function: receptor tyrosine kinase binding. Gene Ontology annotation, cellular component: plasma membrane. Gene Ontology annotation, biological process: intracellular signal transduction; cell surface receptor protein tyrosine kinase signaling pathway. Bases 368 to 1558 code for a protein of 396 amino acids. The transcript is spliced from 8 exons. NCBI's taxonomy places the organism in Eukaryota, Metazoa, Arthropoda, Insecta, Coleoptera, Buprestidae.